This is a messenger RNA of Spodoptera frugiperda (fall armyworm), 3301 nucleotides long. RefSeq names its product protein pigeon (gene pigeon). Gene Ontology annotation, cellular component: trans-Golgi network. Bases 202 to 2940 code for a protein of 912 amino acids. Gene Ontology annotation, biological process: positive regulation of amyloid-beta formation. The record is from RefSeq and is a predicted model, not a curated record. NCBI's taxonomy places the organism in Eukaryota, Metazoa, Arthropoda, Insecta, Lepidoptera, Noctuidae. The transcript has 14 exons.
AUGUUUGUCCUUGUUGUUGGCAUUUUGUUAAAUAGCUAAAUUCAUGUUGUAUCUCAGCUGGUCGCCAGCUGAUAGAAAAUGAGCGAGAAAAGUCAAUAAAGGUGCGCUAUUUCGAUAUUGAUAACGUGGCGAUACGGUGACAUAUUUAUGUAUUAUGUGAACUGCAGGUGAAUUUACAGUGAAUAUCGGUCAUAUAACAUUAUGGCGGUUCAAAAUAUAGCAGUGAAAUUAUGUGGCGUGCUACAAGCGCAAGGCGAAGAAGAAGUGACGGCACGAGAAUGGCGUCUCUUGGGCCAGGAACAAGACGGAUCGCAACUCCUAAGCUGGGUCUCAGAUAAGGAUGGCAAAGAGGUUUUAAAUAUUGGAUCAUAUACCAAUAAGAACAAAACAUUGAUUGUUCUUCACACUUUCGAUGAGAAAUUGAAUAUAAUACAAGCAUCUGUGAACGCUACACACACAUUAUUAGUGUACAUUGUGAAGAAGCUUGCAAAUGAAAAUGAUGAGAACAAGGAAUCUUUAUACUGUCCCUAUUUGGUCUGCUUACUGCCUGAGAGUGAUAGGACACCUGAGGCUGUAGAAGAUCCGUCUAUCAAACAAAUCAUGGUUCAAUAUGUCUAUGGAAAAAGCACCAAGUACAGUCCCGGUAUAAGGAAUGACAGAUUCUUACUGUUCAAGCAUUUGGAAUGUAUCAAAAUAUACCGCACCCCUAUGUUCCUCAAUGAAUGUGACGAUGGCACUGACAAAUGGGGUUUUGAUGGCAUUUAUCCUGAACCUGAGAAGAUUGUCAAAGUAUUCUCAUGGGCACAAUGGGACUGUGUAAAUCAGGUGUUGUACUACAUACACUAUAGGCAGCCGACUCAGAGUUUUGCCGAAGGUGAAGAAGUGAAAUCUCCGUCGGAAAUGACACCGACCUUAUCCGCGUUUCAGUUUCACGCCGACUUGCCGCACGAGACUGUUCUGAACAUCCCGUUGAGUUUGCCUCACGUGUCGAGUUCGGGCGAGGGAGCGGCUUGCGGCGCGUACGAGGAUGACCCCAUCCCUCUACGCGUGCACGACUGCAGUCUGGACCUUCAGAUUGUGUGCGAUCAGAAAGGCGUUCUGUGUAUAUGCCAUCAUUAUCUUUAUAAACCUCUAGAUGACUCCACAACAUCCUUGGUGCUGGAAGACAGUGCUGAUCUGAAGGACUCUGGAGUGAACUUUGCGUACUCCAUCACACUACUGCAGCACGGAUGCGUGGUCCACAGUGUGGUUCCUGACCUGCCCUGGUCGCUCGCCAAGUCUUUGAGACCAUCCUACACUCUUUAUGCUGACAACCACCUUCUAGUCAACAUUCCGAUGCUCUACACACAAAUGAUAGACAUCAGUUUGUACCAUGAACCUUGCUGCCACAUCGUGAUACCCAUGGAGGAGUGUGACAGUGGGCCCAGUCUGGCUCCCAUCCUGGGCUGGGGACCACAUGCCAUGGUCGACCUGAACACCCUGGACGUAGUCACCAUGAUCGUCGCCGAUAAGGAUCUAACAGCCACCUUCAAGAGUAACACGGCUGUAGAGAAUAAGUUGGCUAUCCUCCAUUAUCUGAUACAGCAUGAUGGCAACAUGGAUUUGGCUGAAGAGCUGAUAUCCUGGAUGUGCUUAAACCAACGCGAUGGGUUCGGGGCGUUCCAGCGAGUGAUGCAGGAGUACCUGAUUGGUACCACGUACGCGGUGACCCGUCGCUCUCUGCCCGCAUCGGCUCUCAACCUCAUGAAGAUGUUGCCCUUCACACAACACCUCAAGUUUGCUGAUGUCAAGGUUCGCGACAUGUGUGUGUCGGUGAGCCAGGAGAAGCUGUGGAACAGCUCGGUGGUGGUGCUGGCGCCGCGGCAGCGCGUGUGCCAGUUCGCCGAGGACGUGUGGACCCGGCUCUGGGCCGCGCUCAACGACCAGGCGCAGAAGCGACUGCAACCGCAGGCCGUCAUCGACAAACUGCGGGUCAGCCUGCACUGCUACCAGCCUGAAGCUCUAUCCCGCUGCAGCACCCCCCUGUCCCCGGGCGCGCCGCCGCCCCCACUGAGCGCUCCGCAGCGGCGCUCGUCCAUCGGCAGCGGACAGGACCUGCUGCCAUUCUUCGAGCUCGACGUCUGCACCGCCAGCAAGCAGGAACAUAUCAUCGCUGCGAACUUGCGUGAGGUGAGCGUGCACCUGAUGCGGGAGAGCGCGGGGGGCGCGGGCGGGCGUGGUGGGGGCGGGGGCGUGGAGAGUGGGGUGCAUGCCGUAGCGACGCGCUGGGCGGCGGCGCAGCUGGACGCGGCGCGCGCGCUCUGCCGCGCUCUCACGCGCCCGCUGGCCGCCGCGCCGCAACACCACCAGCAACGCGGCUUCUCCUUCAUCGAUGAAAUGGACCCAACGCACGCGUUCAUAGUGUUCAAAGUCCUGGAGCAGUAUUACUUGGCGACGGACUCCAUCGCGUUUCCCCUGCCUCAGGGGUUCAGUUCCUUCUUCACUUACCUCGGCUACCGCACGCUACCGUUCCACUCAUUCGUCCAGUAUGUACACCGCAAUGUCUUCGAGCUGCAAAUUGAUGUUAUGAAGGCUAUUAUUGCCUCCAAAGACGACGAGAACAAGACGGCCGUGAACAACAAGCUGCGGCUGAUCCAGUUGGUGGGCGAGGGCCGCGCGCGGCGCGCGCUGGCGUGCUGGGCGCACCGCGCCGCGCUCGUGUUGCGGGCGCGGGACCACGCGCACACGCUGCUCAGCGGGGGCAGCGCCGCCGCGCACGAACUCACGCGACACCGCCCCGUCAAGGACACUGGCAUAGCAGCUCUGCCUUCAGGGGAGCGGCUGUCUCCACUGGACACGUUCCUGGACUUGUUGACAGCGAAGGCCAGCCUCAACGAGUUGGACUUCAACCUCAUCAUCGAGGCCACCCUGGCAUCAGUACAACAGGACACAGCAGCUUAAUAUUAUUAUGUUCUAGUGAAUGUGCUUCUCGUAGUUGAAUUUAGUCUUAUUACCAAAGAGUACAUAGUAGGUAAAUAACUGCCCCAAUUAGUCCUAUGAAUUUCACAUUUAAUCAUCGACAGAGUACAUACAGUCUUAUUUUAAAAAUGUUAAUUAGACACAGUUUUCAAUAUGUUAGGCAUAUUUUUUUUAUCACUUUGCACUCUCUUUUUGCCAGAUCACAUUUAGAAAGGGUAGGUUUGUUUUGUCUGUUGUUCCUAUACACACGUUUACAGUAUUUUUAGGGGUAAUCUGAUCUUUAACAUUCCAUUAUUUGGGGACGUCCAUUAAUUGCGUGGGACUCAAUUAGGGGAGAGGGUUC